Molecule: messenger RNA, 723 nt
Organism: Pelobates cultripes (western spadefoot toad)
Lineage: Eukaryota; Metazoa; Chordata; Amphibia; Anura; Pelobatidae
Source: the annotation of a GenBank genome assembly
CACAUACAAAUCCAAGGAGUGAUCGGGAGAUUGAGCCCAUCGAGGCCUCCUUUGAAAAGUUCUGGCAAGCAUUCUGGCUCCGCCUGAAACUCCGGGCACACCGGCUACCCACUCAUGCGAAACACGAACAACCGGCAAAGAAGGCUGCGGUACUGCUAUACAGGCGCAAGGCCUGCUCCACGCGGAAGUCAGCCCGACGCCCACAAGCCCAGAGAAGCCCCCGACUAACUGGGGCCCGACCCCGGCGACACUCAAGAACACCUCUCCGAGUACCAGCCUCACAGCAAAAGCAGGAAUCUCCCCAGCAACACCGCUCUCAAAGACUGGACCCAGCUGGAAACUGGGAGCGAUCUGCACCACAGCUCAAGAGAGGUCACCCACACUCCCAUGCCUCACACCUGCAAAAGGACUUACCUCUAGGGGCACCAUGGAGGCCUUUUGACCAGGCACACACGAAGCUCCACACUCAGCCCCGACAUCGGGCCAACGACGCCCCCGGGCAGGUCACCCCCAAGAUGGACAGGUCUGUACACCCUGUGGGCAUAGGCUGAGGGGGAUGAAUUAAACGGCUUACGGUGCUGGGCCCCAGCCUAUACGUUAGGCACCCUCAGGGACGUUAUUACAGAUGACAACAACCUACAGCCCAGACACCUAGCUCGCAACGUGUCCCUGCUGAACUGUGAUCAACAUACCAUACCCUGCAUUGCGCACUCUACCUGCUAG